CGGGAUGUGACAUCAUGAGGGGGCGGUGCUUUGAUGUCACAAGCUCCCGGCACUGGCUCCGGCGUUCGGAACAGUUUGCUGAGCAGUGGAGUACCCAGUUUAAGGAUCCAAGUUUAAACAUCUCUAAUUUGGAAUAAGGGUAACAUGGAAAAUACCUUCAACGUCAGCAAAAAUCUGGUCCUCCUGGGACUUGUAGAGAUGGAAGGACAAAAAUAUCUGUACUGUGUCCUGUCUAUUGUCCUAUAUUCAUUCAUUGUACUCUUAAGUGUUGUCAUUGUAUUUGUCAUAUUUGUAGAUCAACGGUUACACGAACCCAUGUACAUCCUUAUAAGUAAACUGGUGCUUAAUGGAAUUUUUGGAAGUUCUGUGCUUUUCCCAAAGUUGAUAGUCGACCUCAUCUCAUCAUCCACGACCAUCACUCAUGGUAACUGUGCCGCUCAAGCUCUGUGUGUUGGCUUAUUUGCCUUCUAUGAAAUGAGCACCUUCACCAUAAUGGCGUAUGACCGAUAUUUGGCCGUUUGUUUCCCGCUACACUAUGGCAUGUUGGUAACCAAUGAGAGGAUUAUAAAUGUCAUCAUUGGAUCCUUACUGGUGGACUCCAUUCUUGUACUCAUAGGCUUGGUCCUCACAUGGAUUCUUCCUCUUUGUGGGAACAAGAUAAACAAUAUUAUUUGUGACAAUAUGUCCAUGGUCAUUCUCUCCUGUGGGGACUCUUCCCUCAGUCAACUGUUCGCCGCUUCCUUUGUCACCAUUUACUUGUGUGUCACCAUCUUGGUCACCAUUUUCUCUAACCUACAGAUAUUUGUUGUCUGCUUGAAAGUGUCAGGGGAAUCACGUCAGAAAGCCGUCCACACCCUGGUCACCCAUCUACUCAACUUCUCUGUCUUUUUAAUAGGACUUUUAUUUGUUUUCAUCCGGUACAGGCUGAGCAGUGUUAGGCUCCUGACUAUUGGACAUAUUCUACUCUCAGUCACAUCUCUCAUUGUUCCACCAUUGUUUAACCCCUUGAUCUAUGGAUUCCGGACACAUGCUCUGAAGAUGAGGGUUACUCACAAUUUGCAGAAAAUGCCCGCUUGGCCUAAAAUGACUAAAAUACACGGGCCAUCUAUAUCUAAAUUAGUCAUAAGUCACAAUCAGAGUUAAUCAGUAGCAAAAAAAAUAAGAAAUAAAGGUCAAGUUAUUCCACAAUGUAUCUGCAUCUUAUUGAGAGGUGUAAAAACUAACCAUGAGGCACUAUAGUAAAAUUG
Hyla sarda is the source of this 1247-nucleotide messenger RNA. Its product is annotated as olfactory receptor 4C6-like. The transcript has 2 exons. Gene Ontology annotation, cellular component: membrane. The coding region runs from base 145 to 1143 and encodes 332 amino acids. Lineage: Eukaryota; Metazoa; Chordata; Amphibia; Anura; Hylidae. The record is from RefSeq and is a predicted model, not a curated record. Gene Ontology annotation, molecular function: olfactory receptor activity. Gene Ontology annotation, biological process: G protein-coupled receptor signaling pathway.